Chenopodium quinoa (quinoa) is the source of this 1135-nucleotide messenger RNA. Its product is annotated as meiotic nuclear division protein 1 homolog. Gene Ontology annotation, molecular function: double-stranded DNA binding. The coding region runs from base 141 to 851 and encodes 236 amino acids. Lineage: Eukaryota; Viridiplantae; Streptophyta; Magnoliopsida; Caryophyllales; Amaranthaceae. Gene Ontology annotation, cellular component: nucleus. The transcript is spliced from 11 exons. Gene Ontology annotation, biological process: reciprocal meiotic recombination. The record is from RefSeq and is a predicted model, not a curated record.
CUAACCCAUAAUAUGUCGGGCGAGACAUGACUUUUAAUUGAAGGGGACUCAACGUUCUCCAUUGAAGCGGACUCCUACUCUCAGUUAUUUCAUUGAAGCGGACUCAACGUUCUCCAUUGAAGCGUAGUUGACGUUCUCCGAUGAAUCUAAGUAUUCCCACUGAAGCAGCUUCUAAGUCCAAGAAGAGAGGUCUUUCACUCGAAGAAAAGCGUGAGAAAAUGCUUCAGAUAUUUUAUGACUCACAAGAUUUCUUCCUUCUUAAGGAACUUGAAAAGGUGGGGCCAAAAAAAGGUGUCAUCAGUCAAUCAGUGAAAGAUGUUAUCCAAAGUCUUGUGGAUGAUGACCUUGUCUUGAAGGACAAGAUUGGAAGUUCUAUUUACUUUUGGAGUCUUCCUAGCACUGCUGGGAAUCAGCUUAGGAAUGUGUCUCGUAAACUAGAAUCUGAUCUUCAUGCCAGCAAGAAACGCUAUGCUGAAUUGGUGGAACAAUGCGCUGCCCUGAAGAAAGGACGCGAAGAAUCUGAUGAGAGAGAGGAGGCUUUAAGCGAGUUAAAAUCUGUUGAGCUGAAGCACAAUGAACUGAAGGAGGAACUGGCCCAAUAUGCAGAUAAUGAUCCUGCUGCUUUUGAGACAAUGAAAAAGGCUAUAGAAGUUUCAUAUUCAGCUGCCAACAGAUGGACAGACAAUAUAUUCACGUUGCGGCAAUGGUGUGCAAACAAUUUUCCACAGGCUAGAGAACAACUUGAACACAUGUACCAGGAGUUUUCCUUUGUGCUGCAGGCUGGAAUAACAGAUGAUUUUGACUAUAUAGAGUUACCAAAUCCUUCUUCACUCGGAGCUCCAGAUAACUAGUUAGAAGACUGGAAAGCAUCAUUUGUGCUGGUGGCUAGACGAGGAAUUUUCCUUGAAGAACCGGACUGAAUGUAAUGUGUAUCUGCUUGUGUUUGAGGUUGAACAAUUUGCUGUAAAAACUGCUCAACUCUAUCCAUUCCCCUAGAACUAGCAAAGUUUUUUAGCUUAUAGUCUUUGUCAAUGUUAUUUGACAUACAUAUUGACAAACGUACAUAUUUCUCUUGUAAUGUCAUAUAUUAGGUUAUUAUUGUCAGAUAUAUUGGACUCACCGCGAGUCUGACUCA